This is a messenger RNA of Mastomys coucha (southern multimammate mouse), 2217 nucleotides long. RefSeq names its product PDZ domain containing 9 (gene Pdzd9). Gene Ontology annotation, molecular function: protein binding. The coding region runs from base 147 to 941 and encodes 264 amino acids. The record is from RefSeq and is a predicted model, not a curated record. NCBI's taxonomy places the organism in Eukaryota, Metazoa, Chordata, Mammalia, Rodentia, Muridae. The transcript is spliced from 4 exons.
CUGGCGGUCAUUCAAAGAGCGGACGGACCCAGGUUUCCCCGUGGACUGCGGUCCUCAGCUGGUGCCUCGAGGAUUCCAAACUGUUGGAAGUUGGGAUAGAUUCCAACCUAGGCUUUGGGAGGAUCAAGAGAGCCCUGCUCUAAGCAAUGGAGAAGGGCUCCCUCAAAAGCAAAAAUGAAGAAGGAUACAGCUCCAAGGCCAAGGCGUCUGUAAGCAGCUUGAACCAAGUGAUUCAGACCAAACUCACUGUGGGCAACCUGGGAUUGGGCCUGGUCAUCAUCCAGAAUGGGCCCUACCUCCAGAUUAGCCACCUCAUCAAUAAAGGGGCUGCAGCCAGUGACGGGAUCCUCCAGCCAGGUGAUGUUCUGAUUAGUGUUGGACAUGCCAAUGUGUUAGGAUAUACCCUCCGUGAAUUUUUAAAGCUUUUGCAAAAUAUCACCAUAGGAACAGUGCUACAAAUCAAGGUUUACCGAGGCUUUCUUGAAAUUCCCCAGGAAUGGCAAGACGUGUAUGAUUUGAUCCCCGAGACCAAAUUUCCAAUCCCACAAACACCAAAGGAAACGGAGCAGGCAAAAGAGUCUUUUGUAAGGGAUGGCCAUGAAGAUGCAGUUUUAGAUAAAAAACUGAAGUAUUACAGGUACCCCCGGUCAGUCUGGAAUCACCCUGUAAGGACACCGAUAUCCAUCUCCACAGAAUGGCAUGGGUAUAAAAAGAAGGACCACACGAUUAGUGUUGGCCAAGACAUUAACUCUGACGUAGUAAUUCACAAGGAUGACAAAGAACUGAGGGCCCCUUCUCCAUACUGGGCAAUGGUGGAGCAAGACAAAGCCAUCUCUUCCUCCUCCUCCACUCCAGCAUCUUCCAUCUCAGAUGCCUUUUGGCUGGAGGAUUAUGCCCAGGUUGAGGAGGGCAAAGGUAAACAGUUAUCAACGUUUGGUUAGGUAUUGGUUUACGAAUUUGUGGCCAUAGAACUUUUUAUUUUUAAACAUCCAAUUUUUAUGCCUUACCAUGGUGCUGAUUUGUAGAUUUCCUGCAUGACUUACCAGCUUUCCUAUAACUACAGAAACGUCUUCUUCCAUUACCAGCUCAGGAUUUCCCUGUGAUCUAACAGGCUCUCCAGACCUGUUCUCAGAGUCUUAUCAUCAUUUGCUCAGAUUUUACAACGUCACUAGAGGAACCUGCCCAAUCAUCAGAAUGGCUGAAUACUUGUAAGGUAUAGUUUUCCUUGAGGUCUUGGACUGGUUGUUUACAUUACAACCCCUGCCCUCACCUGCUCUCAGUGAUACCUUUACUUGGAAUAUCAGGACUGAAACAAGCAAGGAAGAGACAGGAGAGGGAGUCAGACACAAAUGAAGGAACCAGCUGAAAGGAUGUUCUUUAGAAAUGCAGUUUUACUAUAAACGGGGCAAAAUCCAGACCGUUCAAUUGUUAUUAUCCCCAAAUGAGCAAAUUUUAUAGUUGUUUUUAUUUUAAAGAGCCAUCAGUAAUAAUCUGGAAUUUUUACUUUUAAAGCUGCUUAGCCUCAAUUUUAACAGUUUCUGACAUUUCUUAACUGAUGUAAUUGGUAAACUCAAAAAUUACUCUUACUUUUCUAUUAUGUUUUCUUUAAAGCAUUUAAUAAAUACCCGUUGACUGCCUAGAAAGAACACAAGAAAGACAUUUACACACAAUGCUUUAUUAGCUCUGGGACUUCAUUGAGAAAAUGCUGAAUUAACAUUAAUUAGUAAUGAAGACACCUUCCUCUGAUGUGUUUGCUGGUCUGGGCUGAGACUUAAAUAUACAUAUGUGUUAUAACUCAUCAAGAAAAGGCGUAUGUCCCAAGUUUCCACUCGCUGCCAUUGACUUCUUGCCAGAAACAAAUGUUUUUGCAGCCUUAAAUAAAAAGCAAAGUUAAAUAUGUUAUCAUCAAAUAGAUAAACCAUAUAUUUUGAGUUUACAGACAAGACAUUCUAAGACAGCAGUUCUAUAAUACAGCCUCAUAAGCCAAUUAACUGUGAGAUAGUCAGUGCUUUAUUCUGAAUAUGAACAGUAUCACAUGUGCAACUAGGCAAACUGAAGCCUCCAGAUGAGGACAGUCCUGAAGAAAAAAACCACACGGACGUUCAAAACCAGGAAGAAUGGCCACCGCUAGGCUGCAUUUUACUUUGUAUUACAAUGGUAAAAGGCCUGGGUUAAACCAAAAUACUGUCAUCGUUAACAUAAAAGUAGAUUUUAUGU